Molecule: messenger RNA, 624 nt
Organism: Prorocentrum cordatum
Lineage: Eukaryota; Dinophyceae; Prorocentrales; Prorocentraceae
Source: the annotation of a GenBank genome assembly
AGUAUCGGGGCCCUCCUGAGGGAACGUGGGGCAGCUGCGCGGCAGCGGGCGGUGCGGGCCAAGGAGGCGCUCGACAAACUGACGGCGGCGGUCGCCAAAGCCCAGACCUCCACCAAUCAGCUUGCGCUCCGCACGUCCGCGGCGCAGGUCGAGACUGACGCGAGGUUCGCCAGGCUGGGCGAGCAGAUUCGGGUUCUCCAGGAUUCGCGGGACUCUCAGGACUGCGAGGGCGACCAGUGCGGCGACAAGCAGAUGGCUCAGGUGGGCCCUCCGCCCCUUCGUGGCAAGUCGCCCGAGAUCGAUGCCAUCGAGAAGAAGCUCGCCGAGCUUGCUGCAGCUCAGUCGGCUGCCGCAUCGGUGGCCGCGUCCGCAGCAGCUUCGGUCAGGUCUUUCAGCUUCGCGCCAGAGAGGAAGCGCGCUCGCAUGUUGGUCGGCAAAUUCCUGAAGGCGAUGCUGGACGAACGCUUCCUGGCGAUGAAGGACUCCCUCCCUGCCACUAUUCGUCAAAGGUGCCAGGCGUGGACACGCAGUAUGCAGACGGCCUAUGUGGCCAAGUUCGACACUGAGCAGGACGCCAACAGCUUCUACGACCAAUUCCGUGCGUCCCCCCCCCUCGUGGCGUGA